AUGGAACAACGGAAUGAUACAGGACUUUCAGAAUUCCUCCUUCUGGGAUUCUCAGAGGACCCAGCACUGCAGCCCCUCAUAUUUGGAAUCUUCCUCUCCAUGUACCUGGUCACUGUGGCUGGGAACCUGCUCAUCAUCUUGGCCAUACUCUCAGACCCCCACCUCCACACACCCAUGUACUUCUUCCUCUCCAACCUGUCCUUGGUGGACAUCUGCUUCACCUCCACCACCGUCCCCAAGAUGCUGGUGAACAUCCAGAUGCAGAGCCAAGCCAUCAGCUAUGCAGGCUGCAUCACGCAGAUGUUCUUCUAUUUUCUUUUUGUAGGGUUGGACAACUUCCUUCUGGUUGUGAUGGCCUAUGACAGGUUUGUGGCCAUCUGUCGCCCCCUGCACUACACAGUCAUCAUGAACCCCCGGCUCUGUGUGCAGCUGGUCCUGGUGUGCUGGGUCAUCAGUGUCCUCCAUUCUUUGUCACACAGCCUACUGGUGCUGCGGCUGUCCUUCUGUGUACACCUGGAAAUCCCCCACUUCUUCUGUGAACUGAACCAGGUGAUCCACAGUGCCUGUUCUGACACCUUGCUUAAUAAUCUGUUUCUGUACUUUGUAUCUGUGCUCUUGGGAGGAGGUCCUCUGGCUGGGAUCUUUUAUUCCUACUCUAAGAUCGUCUCCUCCAUCCGUGUAAUCCCCUCAGCUCAGGGGAAGUAUAAAGCAUUCUCCACCUGUGCCUCUCACCUCUCCGUCGUCUCCUUAUUCUAUUGCACAGGGUUAGGAGUUUACCUUAGCUCUGCUGCUACCCAAAAAUCACGCUCAACUGCAACAGCCUCAGUGAUGUACACGGUGGUCACCCCCAUGCUGAACCCUUUCAUCUACAGUUUAAGGAAUGACGACAUAAAGAGGGCCCUGAAAAGUAUUUUUGGAGGGAAACUAUAA
This is a messenger RNA of Lepus europaeus (European hare), 930 nucleotides long. RefSeq names its product olfactory receptor 7A17-like. The transcript has a single exon. Gene Ontology annotation, biological process: G protein-coupled receptor signaling pathway. Gene Ontology annotation, cellular component: membrane. Gene Ontology annotation, molecular function: olfactory receptor activity; G protein-coupled receptor activity. The record is from RefSeq and is a predicted model, not a curated record. Lineage: Eukaryota; Metazoa; Chordata; Mammalia; Lagomorpha; Leporidae. Bases 1 to 930 code for a protein of 309 amino acids.